AUGGAAAGGAAGUCCGAACGACGCAUUCGGGCCCUCUCAAUGCUGAUGGAUGUGUUGAAUGAAAAACCUGACGAACACCAUCCCGCACGCGCUAGUCUCCUUGGUAAUCCACCGCCGCAGAUGAAACUGAUGGAGGAGGUGAAGAAGGGGACCAGACUCCCAGUCGUCGCUUCUGAUCCCGCUCUCGCUGCAUCCGUCGCCAGCUCC
Messenger RNA from Dibothriocephalus latus, 207 nucleotides. The record is from the annotation of a GenBank genome assembly. NCBI's taxonomy places the organism in Eukaryota, Metazoa, Platyhelminthes, Cestoda, Diphyllobothriidea, Diphyllobothriidae.